Messenger RNA from Leguminivora glycinivorella, 1852 nucleotides. Its product is annotated as solute carrier family 41 member 1-like. Gene Ontology annotation, biological process: monoatomic cation transport. The transcript has a single exon. NCBI's taxonomy places the organism in Eukaryota, Metazoa, Arthropoda, Insecta, Lepidoptera, Tortricidae. The coding region runs from base 286 to 1596 and encodes 436 amino acids. Gene Ontology annotation, cellular component: plasma membrane. The record is from RefSeq and is a predicted model, not a curated record. Gene Ontology annotation, molecular function: monoatomic cation transmembrane transporter activity.
GAUACGUUACGUUAUCUUUGUUUGUCACCAUCCAAGAUUAUUUCGAUUGCCGUCUAAUUAAACGUUUCGUCACGAACAUUUAUAAAUUUGCUGUUCAGUAAUCGCUAGCCAACAAUAAAACGAAGUGAUGGGAUUAGUCAGCGCUAAGAAACAAUCCUAAAACAGUAUGUGUUCAUGUUCAACUAUUAUUUCAAUUUCAUAACUUUGGCCUCAAGUACACGAUUGUCACAUUAAAUGUUUACGUGUCUUAUUAGACCGGUGUGAUUAAUAAACACAUUUCUAACGAUGAACAGAGGCAAGAACAGUAAUUCUAAAAUGGCAAGAACUGAGAUAAGUGAAGAAACAAACGGGUACAAGCUCCUAAACGGUGAAAGUAAGCCUCCAGAUAUUAAACAUGGAAAAGAAAAUUCCUGGGUGGCGGGAGUACAGAUGUUUGUGUCAUUCUUGCUCGCCGGCUUCGGUAUGGUUGCUGCAAGUCUUGUGCUUGAUGUGGUGCAGCAUUGGAAGGUGUUUGAGCAAGUAUCAGAAGUGUACAUACUAGUGCCUGCACUGUUAGGGCUCAAAGGAAAUUUAGAAAUGACAUUGGCAUCCCGAUUGUCUACUCACGCCCAUUUAGGGCACCUUGAUACAAACCUGAGCGCAUUAGUGGUAGGAAACUUGUGUUUGAUACAAUGUCAAGCUGUUCUGGUAGGAUUUCUGGCAGCUAUGGCUGCCAUAGCAAUGGGUUGGAUUCCAGAUGGACAGUUUGAUAUCCACCAUGCAUUACUGCUUGCAGCGUCAAGUGUUCUCACUGCAUCAUUUGCCAGUUUCAUCCUUGGACUGAUCAUGAUUGGUGUGAUUGUGAUUUCAAAGAAAUUAAACAUUAACCCAGACAACAUUGCCACACCAAUUGCGGCUAGUCUAGGUGACCUGACAACCUUGGCACUGUUGUCAUGGAUUGCAUCUCUGUUGUACGCAAAUAUUGGCACAAGUGUUAUACUGCCAUCUAUUAUUAUCACUGCUGGCGCAAUUCUUGUGCCAGUCUGUGGUUACAUUGCCUGGGAUAAUAAGUUCACUAAACAAGCUUUAGAUGAAGGGUGGGUGCCAGUCGUCUCGGCCAUGGUCAUCAGCAGUAUUGGUGGUUUAAUUUUAGACUACACAGUAGUUAACUAUGAGGGUAUUGCAGUAUUUCAAUUAGUUAUCAAUGGUAUAGGAGGAAACAUGGUAGCAGUGCAUGCUUCAAGACUGUCAACCGUUUUACAUACAGGUGACAAGCCUGGGUCACUUGUUGGCAAAACAACAAAAUUAUUACUUUUAAUGGUCAUACCAGGCCAGUUGAUAUUUAUAUAUACAAUAGGUUAUUUGAAAGCCGGGCACACAUCUAUGACACCUAUAUUUAUCCUCAUUUACAUGUCUGCGGCAUUGCUGCAAGUUUUCCUCUUAUUAGCAAUAAGCCACCACAUGGUUAUAUGGAUGUGGAAGAUGGGAAUGGAUCCUGACAAUUCAGCCAUACCAUAUUUGACAGCACUAGGGGACUUGCUGGGCACAGCUUUGUUGGGUGUUGCUUUUCAUAUACUAUAUGCCAUAGGAGAUAAAGACAGAGAUUUGGGAGAUUAAUGUAUAUACUUGAAAAAUGUCAAGUGGUCUUUGUUCAGUUAUUGUCUGAGGCAUAUUGUUUGUAUCUAGUGCCAUUUAAAACUAUAUCAUAGUCAUCCCUUUUGACUGAGCACAUAUCUCUUGAAUAUAUACUAAGUACAUUAAGUCAUUUUGAUUUGGUUAUUUACUAAAAUAAGUAUUUAUAGUGCUAAUAAUUGUUCCAUACCCAUUCAUAAUUUGAUAUGCUUGGAACAUAAACUUAUAUCCAUUUUUAUGU